Messenger RNA from Tilletiaria anomala UBC 951, 1401 nucleotides. RefSeq lists its product as uncharacterized. The transcript is spliced from 4 exons. The record is from RefSeq and is a predicted model, not a curated record. The coding region runs from base 284 to 1171 and encodes 295 amino acids. Lineage: Eukaryota; Fungi; Basidiomycota; Exobasidiomycetes; Georgefischeriales; Tilletiariaceae.
CGAGUACAGCCAGCCAUGUGCAUAUAUAUAUUUAUAUAGGUUCUCUUCCCCCACAAUAUAAAGUCGGGCGAAGUGCUUCUCAUUCACAGCGUCAUUGCAAGACUCGCAUAACUUGCAAAAGUCGCAUGGGAAUCUGUGGCUCGUGUCCAAUUCCUGAGGCUCCAUCCAUUCCACCGCUAGUUUCGGCAUUCCGACCGCAAGUCAAUGCGCGGCCCCUGGGCGAUGCGGUAGGGAAUGCACGAAUCGUCAUGCAAACUGUGUGUAAAGCACGAAUAGGUCUGCAAUGACUUCGUCUCCAGCAACACCCAAGCCAUUCUCAUUCAAGCCAGGCUCAGGUAGUGCACCUUCAUCUCCCCUGGCGCGAUCCUCACCAUCCAGAAAAGUUAGUGGUGUCGGCAAGGACACGAAAGCAGCCCAAGAGCCUGGCUUGCUCGGUCGUCAUGAGGAGACUACAUUUCAUCGACAACUGAGAUCAUUGCUCUUGGACCACAAGAAGGCGCGAUCUGCUUGGGAAGAGCAGGUCACGUACGAAGGCCUUGAAGCCGUAGCGGCAUAUACUCAAGCCGACGAGGAUACUGAUCGCUUGGAUGCUGCCCUCGGGACCGUUGAGAAAGGCUCUGCUCAUCCGGAAGAAGAAGGCCUAUCUUUUCGGAAAACCCAACUCUCGAAGCAGCAGCAACUCGCAUCAGUACUCUUUGAUCGCGAAGGAGCUCUGUCCGAUCUGCGUAACACAGUGAAAUCUCUGAAUACCAUCCUCUCACGAAUGACUACAAUCCAAGCUCAAUGCCAUGCUCUACUGUUGGACGCAAGCUCCGCAAAAGGCCUCGAGUUCGCAUUCGAGGCCGCAAUGUGGGGAACAUGGACCAUGGGCAUGCUUUGUGAAAGCGUCAGCAAUUUGACCUCGCAAUAUGUCAUGAGCACAGCUCAUCUCGAGAUGCUCGUCGAAGCUCUUUUAUCAAAUUCAAAGCGCACGCCGGAAGGUCUGACGGGCACAGAACUAACCAAGAUGAGCCCGAGGGAAAAGGAGGCAUUGAAAGUACGCAAGCGGGAACGCCUGACAGAGGCUUGGGCGAUGCUACCCUUUCUGGAGAAGAGUGGGCCUGGAAGCGAGAGAUACUUUGAAGAUAUCUGCGCAGUUGAGAUUGGGAGAUGGGAGAGUGAAGGGCGAUAGCUUGCAAUUGCAGGGAGCACGUCAUAAAUGGAAUGAGACUGUAUUUUUAUCACAUCCCGUUGCAAGAAUAGAUAGAUGUGCAACGUGGGACCUCAAACGUAAUUCAUUCGCCUUGCGGUUAUGAAUGUGCGCACGCUCACGCGAUCCUCUUGCCUUGCACCUUUAUUUUUGCGAGAGUAUGGCCGACAACACUGGUUCAACCAAUCAAGCACGAGCUGAAAGCAUUCUGA